Drosophila pseudoobscura is the source of this 14605-nucleotide messenger RNA. It is a transcript of the gene Rim, whose product is annotated as Rab3 interacting molecule. Bases 1849 to 10611 code for a protein of 2920 amino acids. Gene Ontology annotation, biological process: positive regulation of synaptic transmission; regulation of membrane potential; calcium ion-regulated exocytosis of neurotransmitter. Gene Ontology annotation, molecular function: transmembrane transporter binding; small GTPase binding. The transcript has 25 exons. Gene Ontology annotation, cellular component: cytoskeleton of presynaptic active zone; presynaptic membrane. The record is from RefSeq and is a predicted model, not a curated record. NCBI's taxonomy places the organism in Eukaryota, Metazoa, Arthropoda, Insecta, Diptera, Drosophilidae.
AGCAGCAGAGGCAGGAGCUGAAGGCAGAAGGCAGCAGGCAGGCAGGCAGCUGGCGGGGGGCAAGGCAGGGCUUCAAGCUUCAUUCAACAACCAACAAACAGCAGCAACUACAACAACAGCCACAUCAACAACAACAACAACAGUAGCAGCAGUUACAACAACAAAUAACUCAAAACAAAAAAAAAAUAUUUCAAAAUAUUCAACAAUGAAAAAAAUCUUGAAAUCAGAAUAAAAAUUGUAUGCGCAUAUGGAAUGCACAUACGAGGCAAAAUACGGCCUUAUAGAAAUACAUAUACUAUAUACAUCGUACAUAUAUAGUAUAUAUAUAUAUAUAUAUGUAUAUAUAUAUAUUUGCCUAUGUUAUACACACACAAAUCUAUAUAGAAAAUCUAAGUGCAAACCAAUUGUGAUUUAAGCUAAUGACAGCAACUAAAUAAAUAGCUAAAAACAACAACAGCAGCAGCAGCAACAACAACAGCAACAAAUACCAACAAACAACAACCAACAACCAAAAAGAGUGUUUAAAAAUGACAUAAACAACAGCAAAAUAUACCACAAAUAUCGAAACCCCCAAGUCAUAAAAAGGCCUUGUAAAUAGCAAACAAAAAACAAACGAAAUCCAACUGAAAUUUCUUAUAUACAGCAUUGCUUUUACUACAAUUAAAUUCCAAACUCAACAAAAUAUAUAACAAGUGUCUCGAACAAAAAAAAAACAAGCAACAACUUUUCUAAUUUAUAAAAAAAAAACAAAACCGAAACAAAAAUCUUUAAAAAAACAAACAACGAAUGAACAGACAACGCCGUUUACACAACUCUAAAAACCAAAAACAAAAAACAACUUGAUAGAGAAAUGCAUUGCUAAAAAACUAGAAAUUUACAAAUCCCUGUGUACCGAGGAGGAGUGGAGUGUUGGCGCCUGUAAUUUGGAAAGCAAAAAUGACGCAGCCACGCACAAGGCAACAUCCACAGCGGCAACAACAACAACAACAGCAGCAACAGCAGCAACAACAGCAACAAAAUAUACAACAACAUAAACAAGAACAAAAACUGCAAUUAGAGGCAACAGCUACAAAGGGCCGGCAACGAUAUAGAGCGGCAGUAGAGGCAGUCGAAGUGGCAGCUGUAGAGGAAAAAUGAGGCAAAAACCAGAAGACGAAGAAGAAGAAACGAAGAAUUUUCCACACAAAUUUGCAUUCAACCAAAGAAAUACAAAAGUCUAAAAACAAAGGAGGAAAAAGGAAGCCAAACACACACAAAGAAGGAAGUUGUGCGCCAUCCAUCCGCAAAAUAAAACAAAAACCAAAAACAAAAAACGGGUCAGAGGGCAUGGCACACAUACACAAACACGCACACACACAAGAGACACACCACACACACACACACACACAGAGACACAGACACAGAGACAGAGAAACGAGUGCAUUGUGAACAAAAAUUUUUCAACGAAUUUCCAAAUAUCUACAAAAAAAAUCUAACAACAACAAAAACAAAAAACAAAAACCAAACAAAAAAAAGAAAGAACAAAAGACCAUAAGAAAUUUUGAAAUUUGCUCUGUGAUUUUCUAUCAGAAUGGUUUAACAAAUAAUCCACAUAUUAAAUUUAAAUAAUAAUAUUUAAAUAUUUAUAAAUACAUAUUGCUAAAGUGCAUUCCAAAAAAAAGAAAACAAGCUUUAAAUCCAACUAAAAAAAUUUCUAUAAAUAUUUAACAAGAAGAAAAGUUUAUUGAUACUAAAGCUAAUUAGUGCAACUAAAGUUAGUUUAAAACGGCGCAACUGUGAGACGUGGAAGAGACCAUCAACAGACCCACCCAUAGACCAGCCAAUCAGCCAAUCAGCCAAUCAGCAGCCAUGGACGACAUGCCCGAUCUCUCGCAUUUGACCCCCCACGAGCGCAUGCAGAUCGAGAAUGUGCUCAUGCGGCAGAAGCAGGAGGAGGAGGCACAGAACGAGAUAAUGCGUCGCAAACAGGACGAGGUUGUCACUUUGGAAAUGCAAAUCAGACAACGCUCCGAGCAGCAAAAGAAGGCCGGCGUCGAGCUGGAUGCCACCUGUCACAUAUGCCUUAAGACCAAGUUUGCCGAUGGCGUCGGACACAUUUGCCAUUACUGCAACAUACGCUGCUGUGCCCGUUGCGGCGGCAAGGUGACACUUCGCAGCAACAAGGUGAUUUGGGUGUGUAUACUCUGCCGCAAGAAGCAGGAGCUGCUCUCCAAGACGGGCCAAUGGAUCAACAAAACGGGAGCCCAGCAGGACGGUUUUAUCCGCCGCAUCGAGCCCGACGGCAGCAGCGACAUCUCCCAGCAGGCCAUUGUGGAUCCGCGCGACACGACGGACAAGCGGCCCAAGCUGGAGCGUACGCGCAGUGCCGCCGAGAAGGAGAACCUGCCCAUGCAACGGGCUGGCAGCAUGCUACGGAGGCAGUACUCGCAGCAGGAGCAGCCCACGAAUCGCCGUCUGUCCGUCUCGGACAGUGGCAUGGAUCCCAUGAUGAGCCCGGGCCAGCAUCCGCAUCAGCAGCAGCAGCAGCAUCCACAGCAACAGCGAGGCCGCAUGCAGCCAAUGAAUCCGCAGCAGUCGCAGCAGGGAUACGGGGGCUAUGGCAUGCAGCAGCAACAGCAGCAGCAGCAGCAACAGCAGCAGCAGAGAUCGGGUGGUGCCUAUCCAGAGGAUGAUCCGCGUUACUAUCAGGGCGAACUGGAUGGCUUGAUGAAACAACAUCCCCAUCUGGCGCAUCCCAGCCAAGUGCAGCCGCAGCAUUCACAACAGCAGCAGCAACAUCCACAGCAUCAGCAGCAGCAGCAACACCCACAACAUUCGCAGCACCAGCAGCAGCAGCAUCAGCAUCAGCAGCAGCAACAUCCACAACAGCAGCAGCAACAUCCACAGCAGCAACAAUUUGCGGCGCGACAGCAAACGUACCAGGCACAGAUACAUACUCCACCGCAAUCGCACAUGCAACAGGGGCAACAACAGCAGCAGAUCCAUCCCCAUUCCCAGCAGUCGAUGUCCAUGUCCCAGCAGAUAGCUGGUGGCUACCAGAAGGCGCCGCCACUGACCCGAAACCUGACCAUCAGCGGGGGACAUGCCAUGGACAGCAGCUCGUACGGUCAGCAGCAACUUCAGCAGCAGCAGCACCAGCAGCAGCAAAAUCGAAGGCCCCAGUAUGCCUCACAGCAGCAGCGAUCCUUCAGCAGCUCCGAGGAGGAGUUCCAGAAUCAGCUGCUGCAGGCCCAGGCCCAGGCGGCCGGGGCAGGAGCCACUGUCAGUGCGGGCUCCGAUUACGAUGGCGGCCGUCUACAGGUGCGCACCUCAGUGGAUCCCUGGCGCCAGCAGCGGAGCCUCAACGAGCGCGAUCUACUGAGCGUCAGUGCCGGCGGCACAUCCAGUGACUACCGCCUGUUGGCGCACACCAGCCAGCGGCUGUACGCGUCGGCGGACCAGCGGGAUCGCUACGAGCUGCAGCUGCAGCAUCGCGAACGCCUGGAGCAGUAUCCGUUGACCAGAACGGCACGACUGGACGUGCAGCAGCGCAACUCGUUGAAUCGCACCAAUCACGAGCGACAGUUCGGGGCCAGUGGCAGCGGUCCAGCUGUUGGGGUAGCCACUGGUGGUGCUGGCGCCUACCGACGUGCCCCGCCCUUGGCCGCAACCGGUGGCGGUGGCAGCAGCAGCAGUAGCACCAGCAGCAGCUACUAUCCCCCCCACAACCGCAACCACAGCCAGGGCCAGGGCCAGUCCAAGCCACAGAUUGUGAUCGGUUCGGGAGCCUAUGAUCGAGGUGGCAACAUGUCGGCUGACCAGGGCGGCGGCAGCUCGAUGGGCAGCCUGAGCAGGGAGCGUGCCCUGUUGGGAGCCAAAGGCUUAGGCGGUGGCGGUGGCAGCAGCUCCGUGAGUUCCACGGAGGCGGCCUACUGGGAUGAGCCUGCCGGGGGCAGCACCUCCUCCUCAUCGGCGGCACAGGACUCGCGCCGCUUCACCGAGCGCAGAAUAAAGAAGACAGUACGCUUCGAUGCCCACGAGGAUGAGGCCUCCAUCAUGGCCGGAACUGGGAUGAUGGGCAGCGGAUCGCUGCCGCCGGUGACCACGAUCCUGCCAUCGACAGCGGUGGAUGUGGGUUCGGCCACGCUACUGACCAGCGGAAAGAUGGGAAUGGGCCCGGGACAGGGACCACCGCCCAUGGAAGGGGCCAGUGCUGGGGACUGGGCUCGAUGGGAGGCCGAACGACAGGGCAGCCAGGACUCGGCCACGAAGGACUCGGGCAUCGAUACGAGCAGCACCUUCACCAGCAGCGAGGACUCGAACCGCGGCGACGGCCCCAAGAAUCCGGUGAAUUGGCAAACAUCCGCGGAUAAUACUCGCUUGAUUGGGCACAUGAUAUUACGUAAAUACUAUGAUGGGGAAGAUAUAUUAGGCUUAAAGGUCAACGGCGGCCAGCCCAUCGGAGGAGUAGGAAGAGGAAUAGGAGGUGGACCAUUGGGAGUAGGAGUAGGAGGAGGUCCAUGCGGUGCUAUUGUGGAGAAGGUGAAACGCGGAUCGGUGGCCGAUCUAGAAGGCCGUAUACGACCAGGCGACGAGAUCAUCGAGUGGAAUGGCCGGAAUCUGCACAACAAGAGCGCAGAUGAGGUCUACGACAUUAUCGACGAGAGCCGCCUGGAUGCCCAGGUGGAACUGAUUGUCAGUCGUCCGAUCAGUGGUAGUGGCGGCAGCAGCCAGAACGUCAGUCCCAGCAGUGCCUGCUCCACCAACACCAACAGCAGCAGCCUUCCGCCGCGCCGCUCUACGGCCAAUUUCCCGCACAGCGGCCUGGCCACUAGCAUGGCUGGCAGUGCGGUGGUCAGCAGCGGCGGACGAUAUCUACAGCGCAAAGCCCCAGCGGUUGAGGCCAUUGAAAUCCAUCGUGAUAAGCCCAGUGUUUUGAUAACCUCACCCGGUUCGCCGGAUAUCCACGUAACAGCUGCAUCGGGAGCGGGCAACGGGGCACGGAGUCAACGUGGCGGCGCCUCGCAGCAUAUACAGCGCCUGGGACCAAGCCACAGCACUCACAGCCACAGCAGCAGUGGGAGUGGCAGCGUCAGCGGCAGCAGCACCACCAGCAGCGUCCACGCAGCGUCCGGCAGUCUUCAGGGCGCCUCCGUUCCCGCCGCCGCGUCGACGAAUUCUUCCUCCGCCCCGGGCGGAGGUCUGCACGGCACAACGACGGCGGGCCACCAUCACCACCAUCAUUGCCACCAGCCAUUGCCGUCCGUACAUUUGCAUGGCACCCACGGGGGCCUGGGGAUGGGCAGUGGGGCGGGAACGACGACGCAACCGAUACCGAUCGAGGGGCGGCUGCAGCUGAAGCUCGGCUACGAUCAGAACACACUCCAGCUGAUCGUGACAUUGGUGUGUGCCACAGGCCUGUCCCUGCGCCAGAGCGGAGCAGGCCGCAAUCCCUAUGCAAAAGUGUUCCUUCUGCCCGAUCGAAGCCACAAGUCCAAGCGUCGGACAAAGACAGUGGGCACCACCUGCGAACCGCGCUGGGCGCAGACCUUUCUCUAUUCGGGUCUGCGACGCUGUGAUCUUAAUGGACGGCUGCUUGAGGUGACGCUGUGGGACUAUGUGCGCUAUGGGGCCAACGAUUUCAUCGGCGAGGUGGUCAUCGAUCUGGCCCAUCACAUACUGGACGACGAGGCCGAAUGGUAUCAACUGCAGCCGCAUCAGGACACCUCCUAUCUCUUACGUGACGAGGGCAGCGAUGUGGACGGCCUGAUACUGACACCGACAGAUCAUUUAUCACCGCCGAGCACCAUGUCGCGUCUGAGCGACUCGGACACGACGUCCGACUGUGACAUCGAUGGAAUGACGCCGGUGGCCAGCAUCUCCUCGAUGGGAAGCUCGGCCAGUCCGCCGCCCAUGUUAGAGCUCGAUCUAAACGAGCGUCGAUCCAGACGCGACAUGUCACCGCAGGGCCGCAAACGGGUGGCCGGAAUGGUGGCCCGUGAUUAUCGCACUGUAUCUGGCAUUGGACAAAGUUAUCAUAAUCAGGCAUCUGCCACGGGCUAUUAUCGACGCGGCGGCGGCGGCGUUGGAGUCGGCGGAGGUAAUGGUGUCGGCGGUUCCUGCAUUGGACCCGGUGGCAUGAGCCUCAGUCAUCGCAGUCAUUCGGCGGCACCCAACGACAGCUACCACAGCGGAGGCGGCGGCGGAGUGGGAGGAGUUCCCUCGGGUGGUCCAGGCUACGGCUAUAGGAGCACCAGUCCACGCAGAGGCUCACUGUCGCCACCGGACGAUCGGUACAUAGACUAUCCAGUGCUUCCAGUACACGGCUCACCCAACGCGCCCUCUAUCUAUCCGGGUUCGGGUCCGAGUUCGGGCGUUGCAGCCACAUCGGCCACACAGCAGCAGAGAUUCCAGUCGCGCUCGGCUACAGCCACGCCCACAGGAUCGCCAAAGAAGAGGCAACUGCCACAGGUGCCUCAGACAUCGCGUAGCGCCAUGCUGCGGGACAGGCUCGGCCAGGACUUUGACGAGCGUCUGGCCUCGGGCAGCCGCUUUGGGAGGCAUCGUACACGACAGCCGCAUCACCAGGCCACCUACCGGAGCACCGGAAUGGGCGGCUGGGAGCGCCACUACACAGGGCUGUCUGACAGCGACCUGCACUCGAUGGACGCGAGGAUGCGGCCGCGGCACUCGCUGUCGCCGGACAAGGACUUUAUGGGCGAGUUCGGUGACUCCGAUAUGGAGUCGGUGGUCAGUGUGACGUCCAGCGCCUUCUCCACGCAGUCGGAGCGGCCGCGCACCUCGCGGGGACUCAGCUUCCCCCGCAACUGGCGCAAUCUCUUUGGCGUACGCAACAGCUUCUUGGGAGGUGCCACAGGCACUGGUGGCCCCGUAACUGGACUCCGGAUGAUGCAUCCCUUGGAUGCAGCCAGCCAACGUGCCAACACCAUCGAGGUGGACGACUGCGACUAUCUGUCGCACAUGGCAGGUGGCGGCACACAACAGCAGCUCCUGCUGCUGGAGCAGCUCGAGCAACUGCAACAUUUGGCGGCCAUGGCGGCCGCCGAUUCCCCACCCAUUUCGGCGGGACUCGGCCACGGAGUUGGAAUGGGAUGCGGGAUGGGGAUGGGAGCACCGCAACGUGUCCUGGUGACGGACGCGAAUAGCGGCGAACUGGUGGAGCAGUUCUUUGUGGAGCCUGCGACAGCCGCUGAGGAGUCAUCGGUCAUCGAUCCGCUCGAUCCACUCGAACCACUCGAUCCUCAUGUGCAUCUGCAUCCGCAUUCUGUCUACUAUUCGCCUCAUUUGUCCACCAACCACCCGUCAUUUCUGACGCCCAACGACAUGUUUCAACGACGGCCCAACGGACAGACACCAACCGCCUCCCCCUCCGCCACAGCCUUUGCUCAUGCCUAUCCGCUGCCGCUGCCGCUGCCCAGCUUUGAGCAAUUCAAGCGCAUUACCACGCCCGUCAUGAAUCUCUUCCGCAGCUCCUCGCCCAUUCCCAAUGUCCACGCCCACGCCCAUGACCACGCCCACACGGUAUCCUCCUCGCCCAGCUCGUACGUGGGCUAUGUGCGGGACCAUCUGGACAAGAGCUGCAGCCACUGCCAGAACGGCAGCCAGCCGGUGGUGCUCUCCACGAAUACGGCCCUGGCAAUGCCCGGACUGACAAUCGGAGCCUGUACGGAUCCUUGCUGCCUGGUGGACGCGCAUCCGCAUCCGCAGCACCAACCGAUCGCGUACCCGUACAGUGCGGAGCAACUGCUUCGCCGCCCCUCGCUCUCCGCCUCCAUGUACCAGCCGAGCAGCUCGGAGCCCUCGCUGCCCACCAUGGACCCGGCAAUGUGCGGCGAGUGCGUCGACCAGCACUUCCUGGGCGGCCUCACCGGCCCCCAGGUGAACCUCGGCGCCGUGCCCACCUAUCACGUGCACACGCCCACCCCGACCGCCCAUCGGCGGGCCAAGGCGCAGCUGGCGGCGCCUCCGUCGCUGCCCACCCAGUCCGUGCUGCGUCUGUCGCGCCAGCUGAGCGAGGACGCCCUGGUCUCCUCCAUGCCCAUCUCUGAGUCGACGGCCAAGGCACAGCCCACCUCGAUCCUGAAAAAGCCUAAGCUCGAGCGCCGGCGCAUGUUCCACGAGGGCCAGUCGCGGUCCCUGGACUACGACGACCUGCACAACAAGAGCUGGGGUCGCCGGCGCAUUCGCUACGAGGAUGAGGUGGCCCAACACGAGGCGGCCGCCUAUCCCUAUCCCCAUUCCUACCCCUAUCCCCAUUCCUCGUCGUCGCCGGCGGAGGGACAGCUGCCCAUGUCGCGGCGCUACGGGUCCGAGACGAACAUCCGGCAGUCGUACAUGGGCGCCAAUGUGGAUGUCCACAAUCCGCUGAGUCACUCGCAUUUCCUCGUCACCGACGACAAGAUCGUGACCAUCACCUACGACUCGGACGUGGGCUGGACCCGGCGCGGCGUUGCCCCAUCACUCUUUCGCGGGCCGCACCGGCAGCAGAGAGGAGCCAUGUCGCUGGAUCUGCAGCGGACCAAUCAGCAGAAGCUCUACGGCCCGGCAGCGCCGUAUCUGAAGCGUCGGCGGAAUUUGCCACAUCCGCCUAGUGCACAGAAUGCGCACAACUUCUCGCCCAUGGAGGCACGGGACGGUGGAUCGACGGGGAUGGACUAUACACUGCCGCAGCAUGGUGGCGAGCAGCGGGGCAGCGGUAACAUCGGAAUCGGAGUCGGAAACGGUAGCGGGGGCGGGGGCGGUGGUCCACACAACACCAACAAUAUUAACAGUUACAGUAACAGUACCACACUCAACCAAUCACACCACCAGAAUCACACCACAAUCACCAACCACCACAAUAGCCAACAACAACAAGCGAGUAGUGUUAGUGUUAGUCAAAGUCACAACAAAAAAGGGAAAGAAGGCAUCAACGCUAUCGGCGGAACGAUGGCAUCAUCGGAGCAACAGACGAAAUCUAGUAGUGGGAGCGGUGGUGCAACAUCUGCUGCCGCCGCUGCUGGCAAUGUCGUCCUCGGUGGUAAUAAUGCUAAUAAUGCUUCUUCUUCCUCUUUUGCAAAUCCCCCACAACAACAUCAUGGUGUCGCCAAUCAACCAAUUACAACAAAUGCAUCACCCAACACCAACACCAAUACGAACACCAACAUUAACAACUAUAACAAUUACAUGAACAAUAACAACAACAACAACAACCGUGCCCAAUCAUCAUCAACAACACCACACCAACAACAACAAAACACCAAUUCAACAACACCAAUGAACACAACAACGAAUGACGUUAACAACUUGACUCAUGACGCAACAAAUCCCACACAACAACAACAACAAAAUACAUGCACAAAUCUCAUCAACAAUACAACAACAACAAUCACAACUUCAACAACAACAACAAACACAUCGUCGAAUGCAACGAAUGCGGCGACAACAACGACGACAACGACAACAACUUCAACAACAACAACUGCAACAAAUGCUACAACAACUGCCACAAAUCCAACAACGAAUACAAAUACAAAUAAUACGAACGAUACAAACGCAACAACAACGAACGCAAAUGCCGAUGCGGAUGCGGACGCGGAUGCUCCGCUCGAUGCCAUCGACUGGGAUGCUAUCGAUGCCAUGUUGGAUGACGACUUCAGCGAGUACGACAAGGACAAGAACGGUCCUGAGGGCGGUGCCAAAUCCACAGAAGGUGGCACCGGGGGAGAAGAUAAAGCUGAUGGAAGCCAAUCGGAUACCGCUAAUGAUCGGAAGAAAGGCGGCACCGUGGACCAGGAACGCUCGCCAAAGGGCGGCAGCGGUAUGGGCAAGAAAUCCAAUUCCACCUCCCAGCUGUCCGCAACAGAACAAGAGCAGUAUCAGGCACAGUAUUCAGGCAGCUCGACUAGCUCCGCUAGUCACCACCAUCAUAUCACACUACCACCACCACAUCCAUAUUACCAACGGCAGUCGCGCGGCUCGGCGGGCAGCAUCCAGCGAUCGGUGGAGGUGCCGCCGGUGCUAUCGGUGACCCGUUACAGUGCCGGCAGUAUACACUCGAUCUCUAGCUCCGAGGGUUCAUCAUUCUCUCCCUCGUUGCGCAAUGAUGGAGCCCUCAAUGAGUUUGUCGAGGGCCUGGGACCAGGACAACUGGUGGGUCGCCAGGUGCUUGGUGCUCCCUCACUGGGCGACAUCCAGCUAUCGAUGUGCCAUCAGAAGGGCUUUCUAGAGGUGGAGGUCAUUCGAGCCAGAGGGUUGACGCAAAAACCCUCAUCGAAGAUGCUGCCCGCUCCAUAUGUGAAGGUGUAUCUGGUGUCGGGAAAGAACUGCGUGGACAAGAUGAAGACUUCGACGGCGCGUCGCACCCUGGACCCGCUCUACCAGCAGCAGUUGGUGUUCAAGCACUCCUACGCUGGUUGCAUACUCCAGAUAACCGUUUGGGGCGACUACGGGCGCAUCGAGAAGAAAGUGUUUAUGGGCGUCGCUCAGAUAAUGCUCGACGAUCUGAAUCUGUCAAAUAUCGUGAUCGGCUGGUAUAAGCUCUUUGGCACCACCUCACUGGUCAGUUGCUCUUCUAUAGGUUUAGGCUCUAGGCGCUCAUCGUUAGCAUCACUCGAUUCACUCAAACUCUAGGAUUUAGCGAUACAUCUGCGAACUAAAUUCGAAACGUACAAAUACAAAUUGAAACUUAGCUAGAACUGUCACUAGCAAGUGGCUAAAAAACACUUGCACUAUCUAUAUAUUUAUGUAUAAACCCAGACACACACACAAUCACACAAUAUAUAUAAUUAAAAUAUACAUUUGCAUACGUAUGUCUCGACAUUUAGUUCCGUAUUGACCGUAAUGUGCAAACCAAGUAAAAGAAUUGACCAUUAACCAACCAGCAACUAAAAGUAAACAAUUUGUAGAGUAGUUAAUCACAAAACAAACACCUGUCAAAUCAGCAGACCAAACUAUCAACCGAUUACCGAUUGGUUCGAUACGCUUAACAAAGCGACCAAAAACAAACAAAAAAAAAAACAAAAACCUAAAAUAAUAUUGAUAAAAUAGUGAACAUCUCAAAUGCAUUUGUUUUUAGCUAGAAUUAUUUACAUAUAUAAUAGUGACACAGACACACGCACUCCUGUAAAUGAAACGCUUGUUAUAUUCACACACACAGACACCGAAACACCCACAACCACCACAACCAUGAGGCCAACAACCACCAAAACAACAACAACAACAACAGCUAUUGACAUUGUAUGAUGAAAAGUCAAAUGAACCACAAAAAGGUUGAUCGUAAUCGCAACCAAAUCAAAAUCGAAAACAAAAAUGAAUAUAUAUCCUCUCUCGCUAAGUCACCAUAAAUCUACCGUUACUACAACGUAGCUUUCACAUAGACUCGUUCAAUACUCAUAUAGGGUCGUCCGAUUGUUUGGGCCGGUGAAUCAGUUAUAAUGGAGGAGCCGGGUGAAUAACACUUUCCAACACUAACAACACCACAACCAACAACAACAACAAGAAAAAUAACAACAACAACUACAACAACCACUACAACGAAAACACUUUAAGCACCCAAGCACAAUUCCAAUUCAAAGCGAACUCAAAACUGAACUGAAUUCAUAACCCUUGCAGAGAGCUGCCAGCCAGGCAGCCAAAUAGCAAAGGACCAAGGUCAGCCUGCAGCAGCAUCAGCAGCAGCAGCAGCAGCGGAAGCGGAAGCAACGUGGCAUCCGCCGGCCUGUGAUCCCCAUUCGGCAUGUUGCUGGCCUAAGCUAAGUCCAGAUCCGUAAUUUUUUCUAUUCUACAACCGAAAGGAGAGGAAGAUUUCCAGCAACAAAAAGUAAUGAAAAUGAAAAAAAUUAACAAAAAUGAAAAAAGAGAGAAAAUAUCUAAUUUUUGUAAGUCAUGAAAACAAAUGCAUUUAACGAACCGAGAGAACCGAGAACACAAGAGCAGAGCAGUAAACAGAUUAAACGUAACUAUGGAAAACAGAUACAAGAUAGAUAUAUAUAUAUACGAGUACAUACAAUACAUAUACACAUAUAUAAUGGAUAACAUUUGACAAAAGGAUACUUGUAAAUUAUGCAUAUUUAAAUUAAUUUUUACUACACACCUAAGAUCACUAUUAUUUUCGUAAUACGAUUACUACGAUUAUUAUUACUAAAAACUAUUAUCGAUAAACGAGAUAAAAGAGGAAGAAGGAGAAAAAAAAACCAAUAACCGAAAACCAAAGAAAGAAAGUACAUCUAAGGAAAGGAGAAAGUUCAAGUGCUGACAGUCUUGCCUAAGCCAACGCCUAAGCUUGAGCAGCGUGCGGAAAGGGGAUAUAAAAUGUUUAAUAAUAUAAUUAGCUAAAUCUAAAUCGAAAAUCUGUACAUGAAUGUUAUAGAUUUUCAGAUGAUGCGAUGGCAGUUAUUUAAGUAUAUAUACAUAUAUAAAUUAAUAUAAAUCUAUAUAUAAAUAUAUUUACAGUCUAAGCAAGCAAAGAACCACUAACACUUAAAUAAGCCUAACUUACGAUUAAACCUAAACUUAAAGUUAAUGUUUAGGUUUAAGGUUUGGGUAACUACAAAACGGGAGAUUAUUUCUAGAGAUAUAUGAGAUAUGUACGUAUUAAUCGAACAACAACCACAACAAAUAUUUACCAAGCGCGAGAUGAGCAAGUUUAACUUAAUACAAAUUCUCAACUUAAGCUGUAAAUAGGAUCACACACACACACACACUUACACACCACAGCCGGACUAUCGAUUGUCGUCGUCUACCGAUUACCAGAUCUUAGGCUUUAUACAAAUUUGUUUUGCUCUGCGCUCCGUCAAAAACUCCACAGCAACCCCAAAAUGUGCGAGUUUUUGCCGGCUAGCGAUGGGCACAGUAUACAGCUACAGCUACAGCUACAGCGACAGCUAUGUAUCAUAUAAUUUAAACUAGAGCAAUGAGAACACACACUCUAUCUCUCUCUAUCUCUCUAUAUAUAUAGACACAUACUAUAUACUACGUAUAACGCGAUUUUGUUGUAGCUAACCCGCGCUUCACAUUCUCACGCUUCUAGAGAAUCGCUAUAGAAUCCGUUUGCGCCGUUUGCUCGGUUCCAAUCAACUUGCCUCGAAAAACAAACGCAUCAAGUACCUUCAAGUUAAUAGUGUGAGCUGUAAAAAUCGUUACCUGCUUGCCAAAGACACAUACAUUACAUUAAAACACACAUAGCGUCGUAACACAUUAGCAUAAAUGGAAAAAUAGGAAAACUGUAAGGAGGAGGAAAACCAAAGAUAGUUUGCAAAUGACAUUACAUUUUAGUUUGAGAGACAUUCUAUGUGCGUUCUUUUAGGCAACAUUUUGCAAUGCAUUCCCGAAGGGAGGAGGACUCCCCAAUUGGUUCACUUUAAGGAAACAUAUCACAGGCCUGGGACAGACAGUCGGACAGACAGAUACAGUGAUGGAUGGGGGCAGUUAACUUUUAUAAAUAGUAUACUCGUAUUAGGACUAUAGGCCAAUGAAAUAUGUACAUUCAGAUAUAUACGAGAAACGUAGCUAUUGUUCCUAUCCAGUUAUUUAAUGUUAGUUCAUUUUGCUUUCACUCAUGGCUACGGAUAUUGAUUUGAACCUUUCCGUCCAUUCAUUCAGCUUUCAACACACAACAACGCAAGAUAAAGUUAAAUAUAUAUUGACAGGUGCAUAUCCAUCCAAGCUGCAGCUUCCUAUAUCAGAACUACGACCACUACAGAGAUACGUAAAGAAUUGCCAAAUCACGACAGGCAGAAUGCAUUCAAAAUGUUGCCACAAGAAAAACACAACAACAAGAACACACAUUAGAAGAAAAGUCAGGAUAUGAGGAUGAAGAAAAGGCGCUUCAAAUAUUUGAGAAAAGAAAAAACUACCAGCGAGGUUUCCAGCAACUAAUUAUACGAUAUAUAAAUCAGAGAUACAUACAACAUAAAAGCAUUCAGACAUUAUAGAUAGUUAAUCCGAUUUGUACACUCCACUCCGAUAGCCACGAACUUCAUACGAACUUUUCUAUGAUAAAACUCUCUCUAUCUCUAUCUCUAUCUUUGUAUUGUUUCCACUGCUCUCCUUCAGCAAACAUUCGAAAAUGCUUUAAUUAAUCAGCAAACCAGCAAAGAAUAUGGACAGGAUGUGAAACAAACGGCGGCCUGGGCCGAAGUUGAAGUGCUCUUUCCGUUUACAUACCAUUGGAAUGGAAUUACUUGACGCCUCCUGCGAAUAGAGUACAGUUUCGGAAAGGGCAUUUCCUCCGUUGAGACAUAGAAGAUGAUUCUUAUUAGAAUUCCUCUAGAAUUCGUUACAUUUAAGUCACACAAAUGACAAAGCAUAUAGAAAAUGUUACAGAAGCAAAUGAUAUAUUACGGCAAGUUAUUUCAAGGGCAGCCGAAAACCAAGAAACAAAAACAAAAAACAAAACAAAAAUGCUAUCUACACAACAACCACAAGAACAACAGAAGAAUAUAUCAUUUAUUGCGAAUGUUGAACACAAAAUUGAUUAAGAGGCAGGGGCCAGCGCUCGCUGGGUGCUCUGGAUACCUUGUAUUGUAUUUUAAUAUCUCGACAACAAUCGAAGGUCGAGAAACGACAAUAAACUGUGAAAAGAAUAUGUAAAAAACAAAAACAAAACCAAAAGCAAAACAAAAAC